Ordospora pajunii is the source of this 1419-nucleotide messenger RNA. RefSeq names its product serine/threonine-protein kinase. Lineage: Eukaryota; Fungi; Microsporidia; Ordosporidae. The record is from RefSeq and is a predicted model, not a curated record. Gene Ontology annotation, biological process: protein phosphorylation. Gene Ontology annotation, molecular function: ATP binding; protein kinase activity; protein binding. The coding region runs from base 1 to 1419 and encodes 472 amino acids. The transcript has a single exon.
AUGCCGGCAAAGAUCGAUUCGUACAUGGAACUGGGAAGCGUUAUCGUCGAUCCGGAAUACCACACAAGAUACAUUCUCAAGAAGCUACUUGGCCGAGGGGCAUAUGCGCAGUGCUAUCUGGUUUCUAUAGAAAGCGGAGAGCAGUAUGCAAUCAAGAUUGUGCGAUUGAAAGACAUAACAAGCAAGAAGGUGCAUGAAAAGCUUGACUCCGAAAUAGCAAUACAUUCAAGACUCGACAAUCCAAACAUCGUCAAGAUGUAUCGAUCGUUCAGAAGUGAAGAGUAUGUGUUUAUGGUUCUUGAGCUAUGUGAACGAGGCGCGCUGGAUGCACUGCUCAAGAGAAAUGGUAGACUGAAGGAGAGAUAUGUUGCAAAGUUCAUAAAGCAAACAGUCGACGGCCUUCUGUAUUUGCACAACACCAUGAGUAUUGUUCACAGAGACCUGAAGCUUGGGAACCUGUUUCUUGAUGCAAAGCUGAAUGUGAAGAUUGGAGACUUUGGAUUGAGUGCAGUAAUAAAGGACGGGGAGAAGAAGGUUACAAUGUGCGGCACUCCAAACUACAUAGCGCCGGAGAUUCUAUUUGGCAAGGCAAGCGGACACUCGUUUGAGGCAGAUGUGUGGUCUUUGGGCGUGAUCAUAUACACUCUGCUUGUGGGUGUGCCACCGUUCCAAAAGAAGAAUGUCGAGGAUAUCUACAAGAUGAUCAAGCAGAACAACUAUAUCUUUCCGAAGGAGUGCGAUCUUUCAAGCGAAGCAAUCGACCUGAUCACGCAGAUCCUCAACACAAAUCCUCUUGAGCGGCCUGCGCUUGAGCACAUUCUCAGCCACCGCUUUUUGUCUCGAAAGGAGCAUUUUCUGAUGAGGAUAUACAGGAGCCUGGUGUCUAACAGAACUCAAGAGGGGGGAGUUGAUGGAGACUAUGUGAUAUUCAGCAUUCCUGUGACCAAGCUGAGGGGAAUUGGCUAUGUGCUGCGGUCAGGGGUGUAUGGAAUAUAUUUUGGAGACCAUAGGAACCUGAUGCUGCGACCGAAUAAGAGAAGUGUUAUCUACCUGAAUUCCACAAUUGAGAAUGGAAGGAGGGUGUUCUACAAGGAGGAGCAUCUGAUUGAGAAGAUACCCGAGGAGGUUGUUGAGUCAUACAAGGCGCUGCAAUACUUUAUCAGGACGUUUGAUAGUGGAUUUGUAUUUAUUAGCAUUGAGCCAUGCUUUAUUGUUAAGAUAAAGAAGUUUGAGUCUGGCUUCCUGUUUGUAAUGGCAGACAGCACGAUUGUGUUUGAUUUUAUUAAUGGAUGGAAAGUUGUUAUAUCGAAGUGUGGAGAAAAGGCACUGUGCUAUAAUGGCAUGGGGGCGGUUCCGUUUAGUCAAGAGGUAAGGAUGAGGUGUAUUGAUGUGUUGAAGGGGUGUUUUGGAAAUGCUUGA